Ogataea polymorpha is the source of this 489-nucleotide messenger RNA. RefSeq lists its product as uncharacterized. Gene Ontology annotation, molecular function: sequence-specific DNA binding; DNA binding, bending. The transcript has a single exon. Lineage: Eukaryota; Fungi; Ascomycota; Pichiomycetes; Pichiales; Pichiaceae. The coding region runs from base 1 to 489 and encodes 162 amino acids. The record is from RefSeq and is a predicted model, not a curated record. Gene Ontology annotation, biological process: positive regulation of mating-type specific transcription, DNA-templated. Gene Ontology annotation, cellular component: nucleus.
AUGGCGUUGGAUGAACUAAAUUUGUCAUUUCUGACACACCUUCCCCAGAUUCCAACUACGUCGCCCUUACUAAAGCGCUUGUUAACCGAAUAUGGAGCAAUUGAUAAUGGAAAGGAUAGUUUAAACAAGGUAGCACCGAAAAAAUCAAGUAGGCACAGAGUUCAAAAGGAAAAAAAGCGUUUGAAUGGUUUCAUGGCCUUUAGAUCAUUUUACUCUCGUAACAUUGCAAACUACAAUUCACAAAAAGCUCUUUCCCAAGAUCUUGCAGAUGCGUGGAAUCGUGAAAAACACCAACAAAUAUGGUCCUUGUAUGCCAUUCAAUAUAACCAUUCAAAGAGCAAGGAACCGUUUUCAAGAUGGUUAGAGAUGAAGCUUAGUAACAAAUUAGGGAAGUUCAACUCAGAUGAUCCCACCACUAGGCGGGAAAUCAAUGUGAUGUCCCAUAUAGUAGUCGAGGAUGUAUUUCAGGAAUGCAGUUCACAAUAUUGA